Molecule: messenger RNA, 1701 nt
Organism: Coturnix japonica (Japanese quail)
Lineage: Eukaryota; Metazoa; Chordata; Aves; Galliformes; Phasianidae
Gene: MORN4
Product: MORN repeat containing 4
Biological process (GO): response to axon injury
Cellular component (GO): cell projection
Source: RefSeq, a predicted model, not a curated record
CGCAGGCGGGGAUGGAUGCCGGCGGUGUAGCGCCGCCCGGCGGGGCGGGGGGCCGGCUGGGGAGGUGGCCGCCGCCCCUCGGCGGGACCGCGGGGUGAGAGCGGAGCAACGGGCGGCGGACACGGAGCAGCUCUGCUUACAGCUCCCUGCACGGCGCUGCCAUGACCCUCACCAAGGGCUCCUUCACGUACUGCAGCGGGGAGGAGUAUCGCGGGGAGUGGAAGGAAGGACGCAGGCACGGUAUCGGCCAGCUGACGUUUGCUGAUGGCACCGCCUACGUGGGGCACUUUGAGAACGGUCUGUUCCAUGGCUGUGGAGUGCUCAGCUUUGCUGAUGGCUCCAGGUAUGAGGGGGAGUUUGUGCAGGGCAAGUUUAGCGGUGUUGGCGUCUUUACCCGCUAUGACAACAUGACCUUCGAGGGCGAGUUCAAAGGCGGACGUGUGUAUGGCUUUGGUCUCCUGACGUUCCCUGACGGCUCUCAUGGGGUUCCCCGCAACGAGGGCUUCUUUGAGAACAACAAGCUGCUGCGGCGGGAGAAGUGCCAGGCGGUGAUCCAGAGGGCCCAGACUGCCUCCAAGUCUGCUCACAACCUCACAGCGUGAUGGCACCCUGGCACCUGCAUCCCCCACCCGCUGCAGUGGGACUCCCCCUGGUACUGGCUGACCCAGGGCAGGGCCAUGGCACUGCAAUCCAUUCCCUCGCCAGCCACCCAACUUUGGCAGGACUGGGAGUCCUUCCACUGCAUGGGAAAGACCUCCCUGCCAAACUGUGCUGGUGGGGAAAACAGACCCCUGUGCCCUUCACCCAAGUGCCCCUAGGUGGCUCUCUGCUUACUGGGGCCACCGUGGUGCCUUCUCCCUCUGAUUGCUGCCCUCCCCCUUCCCCACGAGGAGCCUCCACUCUGGCCCCAACCCCACCAGAGCAGCCACCAGCAGGAAUGAGGGAUGGCAUGGCUGGAACCAAACAGAGGAGUUGGGGUUGGGGCUGGCUCCUGGCCCUAUUGCCUAGGGUGCCUAUGCCUGCAGGCAGUGGGCAGCUGGCUGGACCAUGUGUGCACAGAGGGACAGAUCCUGGCCUGCUUCUCCAGCCCAGGUCCCCAGGCAGUGUGGGCACUCCGUGGCCUGUGCCCUCAACGCUGCACCCACUGGGCAGUGUGACAUGAUCCCCCAUGCUCUUGGGAUCAUGGAAAGGGCAAUUGACUGUAUCACUCUCAUCACUGUGCCUACCCAGCCCAUUUGAUGCCUUGGAGACAUCUCCACUGAUUGGGGCCAGGAGACGCUUGGCCUGACAUUCAUCCUGUGUCCAGAAGGAGCUGGGUGAAGGCAGCAGUGAUGAUGAGAAAUAAACAGAUUCAGACCAAACUAGGGGCAAGGGGCUGAGGCAAGGCAGCAUGAAGUGCCAGGUUUGGUGCAGGGGACCUGGGCUGGGUGGGCAGGGAAAAGAGCAUGACAAGGGUGCAGGCAGGGUGCAGGUAGCUCCCCAUCUUGCUCCAGCACUUGCAUCCUUCAUCUCUCCUUGUGUGUACCUGCCUUCUCCCCCCAGCAUGGCCCAGCUUACCAGGACACGGCCCUUGUAUCCCUCUCAGCCCAACUGUGCCCUCCCUGAAGGUUUUGCCCACACCGGUCCCGUGCCUUGCUGUGUCCCUGCCUUGUGCUGCUGCCUGUAUGGGCCUCAGCAGAGUAAACCAUGUUGCCAAACUCC